Botrytis porri is the source of this 414-nucleotide messenger RNA. RefSeq lists its product as uncharacterized. The coding region runs from base 1 to 414 and encodes 137 amino acids. The transcript has 4 exons. The record is from RefSeq and is a predicted model, not a curated record. Lineage: Eukaryota; Fungi; Ascomycota; Leotiomycetes; Helotiales; Sclerotiniaceae.
AUGGAUUAUUAUAACUCCGCUUGGCUCGGAGUCGUUCCCUAUGAAACCUGUGGUCCGGAAAAUAAGCCUGGUGUUUCCAUUCGCACUUCUUAUUUGCCAACGAAAUUGACAGACCUCAAGAUCGACUCUCGAGGAGGAUUUGUUGAAAAGUUCGAGCAACUUGCCUCCACCGUCCCAGUGGCGUAUUAUUCUGGCAACGGCUCUUUCAGUGGAUAUUGGGUUACUUUGGAGAGUACUUAUAUUUUCAAAUAUGAAACGGCUAUAAGAUGGAGUAUCUAUGCCUGUGAGACAGGACACACGAGGAAUUUCGCCGUUUUUCAUGAGAAUGCAUUGAAGAAUGUAAGCAGUGUUUUGACAGCGCAGGGCAAAAUUAAGGGCAUAAAUUUACAGCCGUAUUCCGUUGAGAACUUCUAG